This is a messenger RNA of Suncus etruscus (white-toothed pygmy shrew), 1873 nucleotides long. It is a transcript of the gene LSR, whose product is annotated as lipolysis stimulated lipoprotein receptor. The record is from RefSeq and is a predicted model, not a curated record. The transcript has 9 exons. Gene Ontology annotation, biological process: establishment of blood-brain barrier; tricellular tight junction assembly. The coding region runs from base 48 to 1754 and encodes 568 amino acids. Gene Ontology annotation, cellular component: tricellular tight junction; plasma membrane. Lineage: Eukaryota; Metazoa; Chordata; Mammalia; Eulipotyphla; Soricidae.
GUACCUGGGAGGGGACGCGCGCGCUGGGCACUCCCCAGACGGCCUCGAUGGCGCCUGCGGCCGGCGCUCAGCGCUGGAGGCGAGGCUCCGGCCCGGGCACCCCGACUUGGGGCGCGGUCGUCUUCCUGGGGUUCUUUCUCUGCACAGGCCCCGCCAGCGCCAUCCAGGUGACCGUAUCCGACCCCUACCACGUUGUGAUCCUUUUCCAACCCGUGACCCUGCCCUGCACCUACCAAUCGACUACCACUCCGACGGCGCCCAUCGUGAUUUGGAAGUACAAGUCCUUCUGCCGGGAUCGCAUCGCUGAUGCCUUCUCCCCAGCCAGUGUGGACAACCAGCUCAAUGCCCAGCUGUCGGCCAGCAACCCGGGCUAUAACCCCUACGUGGAGUGCCAGGACAGUGUGCGCACCGUCCGCGUGGUGGCCACCAAACAGGGCAAUGCCGUGACCCUGGGCGACUACUAUCAGGGCCGGAGGAUCACCAUCACCGGAAAUGCUGAUCUGACUUUUGACCAGACAGCUUGGGGGGACAGCGGGGUAUACUACUGCUCCGUGGUCUCGGCCCAGGACCUUCAGGGAAAUAAUGAGGCUUAUGCAGAGCUCAUCGUCCUGGACUGGCUCUUCGUGGUUAUGGUCUCCCUGGCUGCCUUCCUCGUCUUCCUCCUCUUCAGCAUCUGCUGGUGUCAGUGCUGUCCUCACACCUGUUGCUGCUAUGUCAGGUGCCCCUGCUGUCCUGAGAAGUGCUGCUGCCCCAAGGCCUUGUAUGAUGCUGCCAAGGAAGCCACCUCGGGCAACGCAAGCAACUAUGCCUCGAGCACCUAUGCCCUCUCCCCUGCCAAGACGCCACCCCCACCAACCAUGAUAACCAUGGAACCAUACAGGUACCCCAGAGACUUCGACCGGAACAGUUCAGUCGGCCACAGUUCCCAGGUGCCCCUGCUUCGUGACACGGACAGCAGCGUGAAUUCUGAAGUCCGUAGUGGCUACAGGAUCCAGGCCAGCCAGCAGGAUGACUCCAUGCGGGUCCUGUACUACAUGGAGAAGGAACUGGCCAACUUUGACCCUUCUCGCCCUGGCCACCCCAAUGGCCGAAUAGAGCGAGCCAUGAGUGAAGUCACCUCCCUCCAUGAGGAUGACUGGAAACCCCGGCCUUCCAGGGCCCCCGUCCUCACCCCAAUCCGGGAUGAGGAAUGGGGCCGCCACUCCCCCAGGCGGAGGGAGCAAGAACCCCUCAUGGAGCCGCCAGGGAGGUUCUGGGAGGGGUCCAGGCGCCCCCGGGCCCACUCUGUGGAUGCUCUGGAUGACUUCGCCAGGCCAGGCUCUACCGAAUCAGGUCGGUCGCCCCCAAGUAGCAAGAGAGGCCGGGCCUAUACACCCCCACGGAGCCGCAGCCGGGAUGACCUGUAUGACCGUGAUGCAAGGGACUUUCCACGCUCUCGGGACCCUCACUACGACGACUUCAGGCCUCGAGACCGUCCUUAUGCCGAUGCUCGGUCCCACUACCACCACCGCUCCCGAGACGAGGGCCCCAAGGCCAGGGACCCUCAGUAUGAUGGGCGCUUUCUGGAAGAGGCCUUGAGGAAAAAGGGGCCUGCGGAGAGGAGGAGGCCUUACAAGGAGGAGCCGGAAGAGGAAGAUGAGGCCUACUAUCCUCCCCCAGCACCUCCCCCGUAUUCUGAGACCGACUCCCAGGCAUCCCGGGAGCGGAGGCUCAAGAAGAAUUUGGCCCUGAGUCGGGAAAGUUUAGUCGUCUGAUACACAUUGUAUACAUUGUAUGUAGCUUUUAUACAUUGUUGUUUUUUUUAAUUUGAGGAAAUGAUGACCACCUUUCUGCGUUCCCUUCUCCCCAGAUCCAAUAAAAUUUGUAACUAUAA